AGGCAACGGGGCGGCGCAGGCAGGAGGGAACGGCUGGUUGCAGGUUUCUCUCGCCCUGGUCCCGCGCGGCCCCGCCGAGGCGGCGACCAAGGUGGGUGCGGGGACUCUCGGGAGCCGUGGGCCAGGCGCUUAGCCGGCCACCUCGGGCCCUGUCCAGGCCCAGGCGUUCCAGGGCUGCUCUGCGGGCCGCGUGCGAGAGGGACUCUCGGGAGGCCCCGGGGCGCCGCACCCACUCCUUCCCACUUGGGACUCCCGCGGGCGCCCGGCUCUCGCUCCUCUGGCCAGCGUGGGCCUCCCAGGCCCCCUCGCGGCUCUCUCCAGAGCAGGAGCCCCACCUUGGGCCGCCCCUCUCACACCUGCCGUGGGUCUGGUACGCGCCUCUGUGUCGGACUCCGCGCCCGCCUGCGUGGGAGGAAGCCAGGACUCCCGGGCGACCGGGCCAUUCCUGUGGUUUGUGUCAGUUCCACAGCAGCACGUGGGCACUUUCCACCGUCAGCCACUGGGCAGCCCGGGGCACUCCUGCAGCGUCCCCUGGCCCUCUCCAGGGCAGGGGAAGGUUGGGCAGUCCUGGGCGGCCAGCACCCCGGCGUGCAUGUCUCCUGAGCAGCUGCCCAUCGGGCCUCUGCUGGCCUGGGGGCUCCAAGAUGCAAGGCCGGCGGGAGCUGGGGGGAGAGCCUUUGAGUGACCUCCAGGAGGAAGCAGCCAGCGCUUCCCUCCGAGUGGCACCUGAGAGGCUGAGUGAUGACAGUUUGGAAUGGAGACGGACCUGCCCCGACCUUCUCCUGUCCGAUGGGAAAGCCAGCAUCUCCAUGCCCCGUGAGGGCGGUUCCACCUGCACUGCCCGAUGUCCUGACCCUGGGGAACACAGCAGCACUUGGGGGGAGUUUGAAGGCUUUCGGGAAUCUUCAGCCAAGUCUGGACAAUUCUCACAGUCCCUUGAACUCCUCGAGGGACCCACAGAACCCCAGCCACCGAGAACCACUUCUGCCCCAAAAGAGUGCAGUUCUCACCAACCAUGCCAGGGUGGACCUUGGGUGACAGGAACUUCUGCCGUCCCACCUUCUGAGCCCAUUCUCAGCUAUGAGAACAUUUUAAAGUGUGCUUUUCAAGAAAUAACAGUCCAGCAGGCAGCUGAAGACGUUUCCACCAUAGACCAUUUCCUAGAAAUAAGCAGUGAAGAAAAACCUGGCGUUGAACGUGUACAUAAAUUGUGUAACGAAUCCAGAAAACUCUGGAGAGCCCUUCAGAGCAUACACACCACGUCUACUUCUCAGCGCCUCUGGAGCGAGUCCCGUUGCCAGGAGAACUUCUUUCUUGUUCUCGGAAUAGAUGCUGCGCAGAAGAACCUUUCUGGAGGCCAGGGCCACAUCAUGGAAGAUUGUGACCUCAAAGAGCCUGAAGGACUCCUCACUGUCAGCAGCUUCUGUCUCCAGCAUUGCAAAGCCCUGAUCCAGACCAAGAGGCCCUGAAGGAACGUGACCAUCACCUGACCUGAGUGACACUGCAAAGCCCUCAUUCUUUCUAGUGGACGUGGAGCUCUCUCCAAGCAGAUAACUGAGCCGUCAGCCACAUCAGAGGCCAGGGACAUGGCCUUCAGAGGCUUUGGCCAUCAUGCAAAAAACCUGGCCACCCUGAAGCCUCUAUGCUGGAGAAAUGUCUGCAGUGAUCCCACAGAGAUGCUGACAAGAUGCCCAAGGACCCAGCUGCUGGAGCUUUCCGGCCAGCAUGCCAGCCCUGGGAGGAGGGAAGCCUUCAGGGUGGGGUGCAUCCAGCUGCAGCUGCUGCCUGACAGCAGUGGCCUGACAGAUCCCAGCAAGAACCACCCGGCUGAGCCCAGCCAAGCCGUGGCAUGAGAUCAUGGCAGUAACAGAUGGUAGGUGCUGCAUGCUGUGAAGCUAGUGAUGGCAGCUACACAGCAGGAGGUCAUGAAAACAACACAUGUCCAGAUAACCAGUGGGUCCAUAGAGGUCACUGGAAACUUAGUAAUUGAAACUGAAUAAUGAAAAUGGCACUGAUCAAAAUCUGAGUGAAUGCAGUGCAUAGAAGGAAAUUUAUAGCUUUAAAUGUUUAUAUUAGAAAGUAAGAAAAGUACAAAACCACCUAAGAUUUCAUGUUAAUGUGCAAGAAAAAGAGCAAAUUAAACCAAAAGUAAGCAGAAAGAAGGAAAUAAAACUGAGUGCCAAAAUCAACAAAAUGGAAAAUGGCAGAACACUAGGAAAAAGGGAUGGUCCUAAGUGAAGACGUAAGAGCAUGUGAUGUGCAGCUCUCGCAUGACUCCUGAUUCAAACAAACCAAAUGUAGAGACAACUUCGAAUAACACACAGCGAGGAAAAGCAGGCAGCCUCUGCCCAACACAGCCAGGAGACAGCCUCGGAAAUCGGAGAAAAUAUUUGGAAACCAUAUGUCUGAUAAGGGGUUAAUAUCCAAAAUACAUAAGGAACUCAAACAACGUAACAGGAAGAAAACCCAGAUAACCUGAUUGAAAAAAUAGGAAAAGGACCUGAACAGACAUUUUUUCUUUCUUUCUUUCUUUUUUUUUUUUGCUGUGUCGCCCAGGCUGGGGUGCAAUGGUGCAAUGUUAGCUCACUGCAAACUCUGCCUCCUGAGUACAAGUGAUUGUCCUGCCUCAGCCUCCCGAGUAGCUGGGACUACAGGCGCCCGCCACCAUGCCCGGCUAAUUUUUGUAUUUUUAGUAGAGACAGGGUUUCACCAUGUUGGCCAGGCUGGUCUCGAACUCCUGACCUCAGGUGAUCCACCUGCCUCGGCCUCCCAAAGUGCUGGGAUUACAGGCGUGAGCCACCGCGUCCAGCCAAGCAGACAUUUUCCAAAAAUAUAUAUAUAUCUAUUUUUAUAUAUAUACACACACACAAAUGACCAACAGCUAUACAAAACCAAUGCUCCAUAUCAGUAAUCAUCAGGGAAAUGCAAAUCAAGACUGCAAUAAGAUACCCCCUCACACCUGUUAGGAUGGCUAUUCUAAACAGAUGAAAUGUCGGUGAUGGUGUAGAGAAAUGGGAAUGCUUGUGCACUGUUGGUGGGAGUGUAAAGUAGUACCGCCGCUAUGGAAAACAGUAUGGAGGUGUCUGAAAAAGUUAAAAAUAGAACUACCAUAUCAUCUAGCAAUCCCACUACUGGGUAUUUAUCCAAUGGAAAGGAAAUCAGUAUGUUGAAGAGAUACCCGCACCCCCAUGUUUAUUGCAGCACUAGUCACCAUAGCCAAGCUAUGGAACCAACCUAGGUGUCCAACAACAGAUGAAUGGAUAAAGAAAAUGUGGUACAUACGCACAAUGGGAUACUAUUCAGCUGUAAAAAAAAAAAAAAAAAAAAAAUGAAAUCCUCUCAUUUGCAACUGUCUAGAUGAACCUGAAGCAUUUAUGCUAAGCGAAAUAAGCUGGUACAGAAAGACAAACCCCACGUGAUCUCACUCAUACGUGGAACCCAAAAAGUCAAACUCGCCAGGUGUGGUGGCUCAUGCCUGUAAUCCCAGCACUUUGGGAGGCCAAGGCAAGAGGAU
Molecule: messenger RNA, 3514 nt
Organism: Homo sapiens (human)
Lineage: Eukaryota; Metazoa; Chordata; Mammalia; Primates; Hominidae
Gene: CLBA1
Product: clathrin binding box of aftiphilin containing 1
Exons: 5
Coding region: 645-1469 (274 amino acids)
Cellular component (GO): trans-Golgi network membrane
Molecular function (GO): clathrin binding
Source: RefSeq, a predicted model, not a curated record